This is a messenger RNA of Archocentrus centrarchus (flier cichlid), 1470 nucleotides long. Its product is annotated as GTPase IMAP family member 9-like. The transcript is spliced from 2 exons. Bases 128 to 1171 code for a protein of 347 amino acids. Gene Ontology annotation, molecular function: GTP binding. NCBI's taxonomy places the organism in Eukaryota, Metazoa, Chordata, Actinopteri, Cichliformes, Cichlidae. The record is from RefSeq and is a predicted model, not a curated record.
GAGAGAUGGGGAACAGGCAGGAAUAUGUUUCCACCGAAUACAAAUGUGCUAAAUCAGUUUAAGGAGAAGUUUUAGAAAUUUCCAUAUAUAAAAAAAAGAAACUGAAUCUGUGCUGUAAAGCUGCUAAAUGGAUACAAGGAAGAAAGGUGGUGCCAUAGAAUUGAGGCUUAUGGUGGUCGGUAGCAGUGGACCUUCUCAGUUCCUGCUAACCAACGCCAUACUUGGGAGCGAGGUGUUUUCUAAGGAUGUCAGCAGCCUUUCUGGCAGCACAAAGAACAAUGGUGAGCUGGCUGGUAGACGAGUGGCAGUGAUCAAUGGACCAAACAUCUACGAUAAGGAUAUAUCUAAAGUCAAGAGGAAGAUGGAGCUGAGAAGGUCAAAGUGCUUAUGUAUACCUGGUCCCCAUGCCUUUCUUGUUGCCUUUGACCUGGAGAAAAUCUCCCCCAAUGACAUGAGAACCUCCAGACUGAUGAGGGGACGCUUUGGAAGACACUGUCUGAGACACGCCAUGGUCCUCCUGGCACAUGAAGGAAAUCAGGAUAGAGCUGCCUUGGAAGACAGGGUGAAGAAGAGAGACUGGCAUCUGAGAGAACUGAUCGAGAAGUACGGCGGACGCUUUCACCUUUUCAACAAGAACUGGAGAGACCGAAGCCAAGACAGAGAGCUGCUGAAGAAAAUAGAGUUAAUGGUUGCCUCAUUAGGUGGGGGCUACUUCUCCAGCAAAACUUUCCAGAAGGCCGAGGAGUGCGUAAAGAAGGAGGAGAAUAAGCUUAGGAAGCAGCGGGCAGCAGAGAUAGAGAAGGCAUGGACUGAGAUGGAGAAGCAAUACAUGGAGGAGGAGCUGUAUUUCCAGAAGGAUGCCUAUACGGCCACUAUUGGUGCAGAGAUCAGAGCUCAAGCAGAGAUCAACAACAGCUGGCUCAGAAAGUCUCUAGCAAGAGGCCUGGGGACGGGUUUUGUUGUGGGGGCUGUGAUGGGUGCUCUUGCUGGGUCUAUAGAGGGCCCCGGAGGGAUGGUUCUUUAUGGUAUCAUAGGUGGUGCAGUGGGUGGAUCAGCGGGGGGAACAGCACAGGUGGCAAUAAAGCAUAUGGACAACAGAAUGGCCCCGACUGCCAGACUCAACUUCAAUUCAAUCUUUAUCAACCGCUUCUUUGCAGCUCCUCGUAUGUGACAGCGAUAUUUGACUGAUGGCCUGAUGGAAAUAAAAACUUUAUCGCUUGCUCUUUGUAUCCAAAUUCUGCUUAGGUAGCUUUCUGGCUUAACUGAUAACAAAAUAAAUUACCACGUUAAGCUCUCUUUAAAUUGAAACGCAAGUAUUACACCCAUUCUCCCUUGUUUUGUGUGGUUUUCAUUUCAAACAUAUUUUAAUUAAAUGUAGCAUGUCAGUGUUUUGGCACAGAACCUGAAAGACACAGUGACAAAAUGUCACAGCCCAUUCAUACUGUAAAAUCAGUCUAUUAUAAAUAAAUA